CUGGAUCAGCUAUUUACAUGUUGCCUUAUUCAGACUUAUUAUUCACGCCACACAAAUUAGAUACCACUAUAAAAUACACUUGGGAUAUUCAGAAAAGCGCUAAUAAUUCAAAGGCACUGCAUAUUGUCCUAAGUGUGUGUUUGUGUGGGUGGAUUUUUGAACAGGCAGGAAAUGGUUAAUCUAGUUUGUGUAACAUUUUUGCUUUAAUGUGAACUGGGGCUGGGUGUGACAGCCGGUUUAAAAUAAAUCAGGGCUGAAUCACCUGCCAGUGUAGUGCUGAGUCCCAGCCAGAGACCUCCUCAUUGUACCUGAACUGCUGUGGAAAGUCUAGAAAGAUGCCAUCGGAGACCAAACAGUCAAUUUUUAAAGGAGUGAAUCUCAACUGUGAGACAAACAACACAGAACAUCGCACCAAAAACAUCUCAAAGGAUCAGCUGAUUGUGAGGCGAGGCCAGCGGUUCACCGUGAAAGUUGAACUGACACAGUCGUUCAACCCCAAUCUUUACCCGCUCACCAUUACAGCAGUAACAGGAGAAAAUCCAUCCGAGGACCUGGGAACAAAGUCAUGCUUUGGUAUCCCAGACAAAAUCCAGCGUUCGCCAUCAGCAAAGGCAGUGUGGAAAGUGGAGCUAGAGAAGGGGUCCAACCCACCAACAGGCUCCUUGAAUUUGACCAUUACCCCCCCAGCUGACACUCCAAUCGGAAAGUACAACUUAACCGCCAGACAUAGGGAUGAGGAAACGUUGUUGACAGAACUGGUAGUGCUCUUCAAUCCCUGGUGUUCUGAUGAUUCAGUGUUUAUGCAGAAUGAGACAGAGAGACAGGAGUUUGUGAUGAAUGAACGUGGUAUAAUCUACAAAGGAAGUGGGAACUACAUCACAUCUACUAACUGGGACUUUGGCCAGUUUGAAGAGGACAUGGUGAAGAUUUGUCUUAAGAUGUUGGAUGUCAACCCCAAACACCUGGCAAAUGCAGCCAAUGAUGUUUCUGCUCGCUGUAACCCCAUCUAUGUCAGUCGUGUGGUCAGCGCCAUGAUCAACAGUAAUGAUGACUCUGGCGUCCUGGAGGGACGGUGGUCAGCUCCAUUCUGGGGUGGAACUAUACCCUCUCACUGGUCUGGCAGCUAUCCCAUCCUCAAGCGUUGGUAUAACAUCGGCUGCAACCCAGUCAAAUAUGGACAGUGCUGGGUAUUUGCAGGAGUGAUGUGUUCAGUAAUGCGUCUGCUGGGCAUCCCAUGCCGUGUGGUCACCAACUACCAGUCAGCUCAUGACAGCAACAAGAAUCUCACCAUUGAUGUGUACCACGCUGACUAUGGAGUGAGAGAGAAAGAGACCAAGGACAGUAUCUGGAACUAUCAUGUCUGGUUAGAGUGCUGGAUGAGGCGAACUGACCUGGCAAAAGAUGGUAAAUAUGAUGGCUGGCAAGUUCUGGAUCCAACGCCACAGGAGAAGAGCGAUGGUGUAUUCUGCUGCGGUCCAGCCUCAGUCAAAGCCAUCCUGAAUGGAGAAACCAAUCUCAAAUAUGAUGCCCCGUUUGUUUAUGCUAUGGUCAAUGCUGACUGCAUUGACUGGCUGUGUAAAGCUGAUGGCACAAUGGUGAAUAUUUUUUCUGACACCAAGAGAGUCGGACAGAGCAUCUCCACCAAGGCUGUUGGCUCCAACACAAGGCUGGACAUCACAGACAGCUACAAGUACAAGGAAGGGUCUAAUGAGGAGAGAACUGUAUUUAGAUAUGCCCUCACCAGAGAUUACUCCAGAGAUGAAGAGGAAAAGAACAAUAGAGGGACAAAUAAUCCAAUCCAGAAUGGAGGGACAACAAAUGGAACUGGGAAUGGAGGGACAACAAAUGGAACUGGGAAUGGAGGGACAACAAAUGGAACUGGGAAUGGAGGGAGGGAAGGGAACAACACAGAGGAUAAGACUACAAAUAAUACAAAUGACAGCAUCCUUCCACUUCCACAAAUAGCCAUGCGAUUUGAAGAGGUAUCCAAGCCAAUGGACGGUCAGGACGUGAGCCUGAAGUUGGUGCUGAACAGUGAAAGCCGCACUGCCAGGCCUGUGUCCAUCAAUAUCAGUGUCCAGGCCAUGAGAUACAAUGGCUCACCAGUUGAAAACAUCCAGACUGAGACAAAGGAAGAGACACUGCUGCCUGGGAAAGAUCUGUCCAUUCCUAUCUUGGUCCCCUUCUUGGUGUACCACAAACACAUGGUAGGCUCUGACAGCAUGAAGAUUUCAGCUGUAGUCACAGAUAAGCUGGAGCCAAGAAACGUAUACCUAGCAGUGAAUGAUGUCAUUCUGUUGAAUCCUCCUAUGUCCAUCACAGUUAAUGGUCCAGUGAGACUGAACCAAAGGACAGUUGCUGAAGUAGUUUUCAUGAACCCGAUCAACAAGAUGCUGACGGACUGCACUCUGACUUUGUCUGGAAGUGGUCUAGUGGAUGGGGAGGAUAAAUGCAUACUUCCAAAUCUGAGGCCAAGCAACAGGAUACGUAUCCAGUUGACCUUUUUUCCCAAGAAGACCGGAAAGCAGACUCUCAUGGCUGACUUUGACUGCUCCUCCUUCAGAGACCUCAAGUGCACCUGCACUUUCGAUGUUCUACCAUAAAACCUACCAGUUUAAUUAAUUCAGGCCUUUCAUUCAUUCAUUCAUUCAUUUUUACACAACUCUCUCUCUCUCUAUAUAUAUAUAUAUGUAUAUAUAUAAAAACUUUGAGGUUGCUUUAAAAAGCAACCUUUGUGGGAUAAGAGAUAAUAGUUUUCUAUGUAUUUUUCCUUUCUUUCAUUCGCUGAUUUUCAGAAGAAAAAACAAGUUUGUGCUUCUGGACAGAAAGUGCUGCACUGAUGUUUCAUAUAAAUGCCGCAUUCACUGUCACCAUGUAUUCUGACACAAAAGCUGACACUACUACAUAUUUUAAGCUGUUAGGGCCACUUCAGGUACAAACUCUCAGCUAAUUCUCAUGUAAAAAUGAAUGUUUACAUAUUAUUAAGAAUUUGGCUAAACCUGUUGUACAAACAGCAAACUGAAAAACAGACACUUGUAUUCUCACUGUGUGUUUUAUCAGACUCUGAGCUUUAUUAACUACUCUUAAAAUAUGUAUUGGCUAGUGUUCCUGCAAGCUUAUUCCUGCUCCUGAAGGAAGCUAGAAGCAAGCACACGGCAAUCACAGCAGAACAGUAAUAUUUUUAAAGCGCUUGCCUGUCAGAUUUGCAUCUGCUAAACAAACUGGACCUCUUCAUAGUGUUUACGAAUGGUACGACACAGUAAGAUUUCCUUGUGUUUGCAUAAAUUCCUCUGGCCUGUUGAUGAGAAGGUGUUAAAGUGCCUCCCUGUGGCUGAGAGGUAAACUGGCCUAUACUCGUGUGUUUUAUUUGAACUGUAGAUUUUGUACAUUUUUAUGACUAUACAAAUAAAAUGUUUAUUGGAACAUA
Molecule: messenger RNA, 3427 nt
Organism: Oreochromis niloticus (Nile tilapia)
Lineage: Eukaryota; Metazoa; Chordata; Actinopteri; Cichliformes; Cichlidae
Product: protein-glutamine gamma-glutamyltransferase 5
Exons: 15
Coding region: 336-2603 (755 amino acids)
Biological process (GO): peptide cross-linking
Cellular component (GO): mitochondrion
Molecular function (GO): protein-glutamine gamma-glutamyltransferase activity
Source: RefSeq, a predicted model, not a curated record